Messenger RNA from Suillus bovinus, 843 nucleotides. RefSeq lists its product as uncharacterized. The coding region runs from base 1 to 843 and encodes 280 amino acids. Lineage: Eukaryota; Fungi; Basidiomycota; Agaricomycetes; Boletales; Suillaceae. The record is from RefSeq and is a predicted model, not a curated record. The transcript is spliced from 6 exons.
AUGGAGGAAGAUAUUGUUUGUCCUACGAGUGAAGGAUAUACCAUCAAGUAUGACUCUAACUUUGUCAACAAGUAUCCUCGACGAAACACACUUGGCGAACAUACUACAGGAGAACCCAACAAUCCAAAUCAUCUUUUGGAAGCCUUCCCCUGCCUUUUCCCAUAUGGUAUGAGAGGCUUUAAGGUCAAACACCCUCAUCCUAUCACAUACAAAAAUCAUGCUAAAUGGGCUAUGAGAUACGUAGAUAAGAGAUUCAGGAAAGAUCUUCACUUUAUGUUUCAAGUCUUUGUCUGUCGAGCUGCUAUUCUCCAAGUUCAGAAGAAGACAUUUCAUGAUCAUGAAGAAGCCUUUCAUACUUUGACCUCACAUGAUCUAACGGUUGCAGGCAUCGAGGAAUUAAAUCAUAAGCCACUUUCCAAUCCUAUAGUUCACUCUCUCAAACAACAUGUGAAUGCAGUAUGGACAAAGGUCAUCAGGACAGAUGAAUCACACAUGAAAAUCCGGGCUUUAAUAUGGGGUAUGACUUUGAUGAAAAAUCCUCCAUCAUUGUGGAUUAUGCUUAACCUGAUCGACAUGCACAAUCCUAUUGCACAAGUUUUCAUUGGUGAAGAAAUCAAUCUGGAUGCAUUCAAUCAUGAUAUGGAUCCCUUUGGAGCUGCCCAUUUUUAUUAUUAUAUCAUCCAAGCCAUUCUAGCCAAUUUGUUUAGUAUCACAAUAAGCAGCAAGGGAAAGAUCACAUGGCGAGGUGGAAUCUUUGGCAUUGUUGAAGGUUAUAAUGGCACAGUGUGCAGUCGAUGCAAGUUUGGAUGUGCAAUGUGCACAAACACAAGAGGCCACACGUGA